This is a messenger RNA of Rhagoletis zephyria (snowberry fruit fly), 613 nucleotides long. The record is from RefSeq and is a predicted model, not a curated record. Lineage: Eukaryota; Metazoa; Arthropoda; Insecta; Diptera; Tephritidae.
AAGCGCGAACUACGCCGCAUCAAGGACACCGCCAUUCGGCUGAUCGACUUUGGCUCGGCGACCUUUGACGAGGAGCACCACAGUACGAUAGUGAGCACCCGCCAUUACCGAGCGCCGGAGGUGAUUCUGGAGCUCGGGUGGAGUCACCCGUGUGACGUGUGGAGUGUCGGGUGCAUUCUCUUUGAGCUGUACCAGGGGAUGACGCUCUUUCAGACGCACGACAAUCUGGAGCACCUGGCGAUGAUGGAGCGCAUUCUCGGGCCGAUGCCCUACCGGAUGAGUCGCAAAUCAAAGACUAAGUACUACUACCACGGCAAGCUGAUGGACUGGGACGAGCGGAGCUCCGCCGGGCGGUACGUCCGCGAGAACUGCAAGCCCCUCCACCGGUACAUCACCGUGCCCGAGAAUGACGACCACCGGCAGCUGUUUGACCUCAUCUCCCGCCUGCUCGAGUACGACCCCAGCAGUCGGAUGAGUCUGGCGGAGGCGCUUGACCAUCCCUUCUUUCGAAAGCUGGCGCCCGAGUUGAGGUUACACGAGUUGGAGCAAAGUGUCAGCAGCGGCACUAGAAGGAGAAAGUCGGAGAGCAAGGAGAAUCGAGGGGAUCAGCAGG